GUCGCGAGCUGCUCCCCCCCUGCCCCGGGGCCUGGCGACGCCAGUUGCUCCCCCCUGCCCGGGGGCCUGGCGACGCCAUUGGCGGCGCCGGCGCGCAGACGCGGGGUUCGAGAGCAGUCGGCCGCCGGCCCGCGCGGAGCGCGGUUGUGGUAGUAGCGAUCGGUGUUUGGCGCUCUAGGGACUUUAACGCAAUGCGGCUUUGGUUGUGAAUAAAGAGCUCACGUUAUAACAUCCUGGCGACGAGGAUCAGAUCAAGGUGAAGCCUUGGAGCUGUGAUUGCGAGUGAUGGCGAAACGGGCCAGUGAUCAGUGCGCGGUGGUCAGCGAGGGCGGACAGGCCACGGACGAUCUCAAGCACCGACGACUACCGCCGCCUGAGGAGCGGACAUCAGCUGGUGGAGGUGGGAGGAACCCGAUCGGUGCCCGCCUCAGCGUGAACACAGGUUCGGAUGACGUCAUCUGCCUGCCACCGAUGACGUCACCUGCCUGCCAUCAAUGACGUCACCGCACGUCUAGUGUCAUCGUGUCAUCAUGCGGCGCCUGUCAGCGCGGCGCGGCCUGCUCUACGCCGGCCUGGCAGUAUGCGCCAUGCUCUUCUUUAUCAACUUCCUCAGCUUCCAGCAGCGCGACCAGCCACCGUGGGCCGUCAGCCUGACGGGUGCCAGCGCGGUGGCCCCGCGAAGUCGCUCCCUCAGCGGCUCCAGAAACGGCACAGGACCUCCGGUGCCAAGACCAGUAGCUUCAGCGGGGUCUGCCGCGGCGGCACCAAAGGCAGAGCCCCUUCGAGAGCCCGGCUCUAAUGUCGUCUCGGCUGACGACGGGACAUUGCUGGUGCCAGAGGACCGGCACUGGUUCUUCAGCGGCGGUCGCCGCAAGCCGGGUCCGGGCUCAUUACCUCGCGAGCUCGCUCUCUGGCCGGAGGAGGACGGUGGUGACCGGAUCGUCAACCAGCUGCUGUACCGGCCUCCACCGGCCGACUCGUCCUCCUGGCCGCCCAGGAAGCUGAAGAAGAUCCUGCUGUACGACGGGUUCGGUGCGCGCCUGAAGACGGGACAGGAGGAGUUCGUGCGGAACGGAUGUCCGGUGAACACGUGCGAGCUGACCACAUCGCGCAGUCAGAUCGACACUGCCGACGCCGUGCUGUUCAAGGACCGGUUCCACGGGCCGCACGGCCAGCGCCGGCCCGGCCAGGCCUGGAUCAUGUACCUCCUCGAGUGUCCCAUGCACACAGUGAGCUUCAAGCAUGUGCAACCACUUUUCAACUGGACGGCUACGUACCGACAUGAUAGCGACAUCGUGGCUCCCUACGAGAAGUGGGUGUACUACGACGACAGCGUUCACUUUCGUAAACAGGAGAUCAACUAUGCAGCCAAGAAGACCAAGAAGGUGGCGUGGUUUGUAUCUAACUGUGGCGCCAUCAAUAAGCGCCUUCAAUACGCCAAGGAGCUGGCGAAGUACAUCGAGGUAGAUAUCUAUGGUAGCUGCGGAACCAAGAAAUGUCCGCGCAGCAUGGGCAAGAAGUGCUUCGAGAAGCUCAGCAAUGAAUAUAAGUUCUACCUGGCCUUCGAGAACUCCAACUGUCGCGACUACAUCACCGAGAAGUUCUUCGUCAAUGGACUGCAGCACAACGUGCUGCCGAUCGUGAUGGGCGCUCACCCCGACGACUACAAGAGGGCCGCUCCGGAGCACUCCUACAUCCACGUGGACGACUUCAAGUCACCCCAGGAGCUGGCCGACUUCCUGCACGCGCUCGACCGCGACGACCACCUGUACAACUCGUACUUCCAGUGGAAGGGCACCGGGGAGUUCAUCAACACCUACUUCUUCUGCCGGCUGUGCGCGAUGCUGCACGACGAGGGCCACCAGAAGACCAUUCCGGAUCUGAACGAGUGGUGGCGCGGCGCCGGCACCUGUGUCACCGGCAAGUGGCCGCGCUACACGCCCGAGAGGACUUGAGGUAGUGACGCCCGUGACGGUGUCACGCACUCGGGACGUGACGAGCACGUGCUGGCACAAAGCGUCGCUUAGUAGGACGGAUACGCGGGCCAGUUGGGGUGCUGUUCUGGCCGUUAGGGGAGGUAGUGUGAAUGUGAAUGUGUGCAGUGGGCACCCUACACGCGGCGUGCUGUGGUUCUAUUAUUCUCACCAUGUGAGGGCACAAAUUGGGUGAUGUUAUGUGCCGAAUGUCUAUGUGAGCGUGUGGGCCGCGACGUUGGUGCUUAGGACGGUAUAACGCACAAGCACCUGAGGUGCAGUCGCCAGGUUUGCUCCAAGAGAGCGGAACGCUGCGGUGGCUGCACUGGGCCAGUGCAGGGCGCAGGGCAAGGCGGGUGAUAGGUAACCGAACCAAGGUGUGAGCAGCUAGACUACGGCAUCGGCGGGCAGCUUAACUAUGCUGUGUGUGGACAACUAGCUAGCAUGUGUGGGUAGCUAGCUAGACUUUAUCUGAAACCGGACACUGGCUUCCGGCAUUUACGUCCCGACAAUUGCACUCCGUUUUUACUCAUACCUAAUCGUUUCAGGUACGAUUGGGCUGGUUUCUGGGUGGCUUUUAGUCCGUUUUGUCUUGUUUGUUUCUAGGUCUUCUCAGGCUUGUUCCUGGCCAGUUGAGUGGUCGUCAUAUGACCCGGGGCGUUUGAGCUAUUUUGGGCUGCUGUUUGAGCGUGUGAUACGUGUGAGGUCAUUAUGUGAUCUCGGGUCUCAUAACGAAACAUUCCUUCUGGGCGGUGCGGAGCAGCAGGCGCCGGGCCGCCGUUGUGAUGAUUUGGUGACGGUCAGAGUGACAGUCAGGGUCGUGACAGGACGGUUGGGACCGUGACGUGCCGGUCGUCACGGCCAGAUACGACCGAAGACGGACCCACCGGCGGCGGUCCGCCACGCUACGAAACUGUCACAAACCGCGCUUUGCCAGUCCCGCGCGCACUGUUGUUGAGUAAGAUAGCCUGUCAAGCGAGUUACCGGUCUGACCUGCACCUCCACCGUCCCAGCUGGUGUUACUGGCGAUGGGGUGCAAGGCAAGUCUGUCCACCGGUUUCGCCACAAGCUGGAAUGCAAUGCUUGUUGCAUUGCAAUACCAAAGACUGACGAUUGUUUGGCCAUUUUACUGUUAUUUAUCCUUGUGAGCGUGUGGCCUGCAUGCCAACAAUAUUAUAUUGCAAUUUAUUUGACUGUGACUGGCGUCUAUUUAUCCCAAUCUUUUUAGAUAAAUACAUGAAAAAAAAUGUGA
Messenger RNA from Amphibalanus amphitrite, 3225 nucleotides. RefSeq names its product glycoprotein 3-alpha-L-fucosyltransferase A-like. Gene Ontology annotation, molecular function: alpha-(1->3)-fucosyltransferase activity. The record is from RefSeq and is a predicted model, not a curated record. The coding region runs from base 531 to 1955 and encodes 474 amino acids. Lineage: Eukaryota; Metazoa; Arthropoda; Thecostraca; Balanomorpha; Balanidae. Gene Ontology annotation, cellular component: membrane. The transcript is spliced from 4 exons.